Molecule: messenger RNA, 2712 nt
Organism: Amoebophrya sp. A120
Lineage: Eukaryota; Dinophyceae; Syndiniales; Amoebophryaceae
Source: the annotation of a GenBank genome assembly
GUCGUUACCAACCACAUCAAAAUGACGACGCCAACGCGCCAGCUGGUCCUGGGAUUCGAUCUGAGCACGCAGUCGUGCAAAGCGGUUGUUGCAGAUGCCGCUGAUCCCGGCACCGUCCUGGCCGAGGUUUCGGUCAACUUCGAGACGGAUCUCCCCGAGUACGCGACCACCAGCGGUUUCCAGAAGUCCGUGGACAUUGAGGGCAACGAAGUGGUGCAAUCCCCAGUGCUGAUGUGGGUGGAGGCGUUUGAAACGUGCCUAAAACAGCUGAUGAAAAAGCAGCACGACGACCACGCUUUGUUUUCCUUUGCAGAGAUCGUGAGAAUAACCGGCGCCGCGCAACAGCACGGAACCGUGUACCUCAAUGCGUCGGCGGAGGAGUCCGGCCUGGACGAUGCUUAUUUCGCAGGUGGAGGUGUUGACCUUGACUCGUCUAGUAGCGCAAAAGGUCCUCGUGCGGCAACAUCUUCCACACCGUCCUUGAAAGAGUUGGUGGCGCCCUACCUGUACAAGACGGAGAGCCCGAUCUGGAUGGACAUGUCAACCACCAAGGAAGUGACCAGCCUGGAAAACCGGUUCGGGUGGGAGCACCUGACGCAUACUACCGGUUCCCGAGCCUACGAGCGCUUUUCGGGGCUACAAAUCGCGAAGUACGUGCGACAAGGCCGAGUUCUUACUGCUGGUGCUUCGACGGGGGAUGAAAACGGAGACGGUCAUCAAAAUCGACCCACAACUUCGGGUCGUCUCGCGAAGGUGCAGCUGAUUUCCAAUUUUAUGUGCAGUCUGUGCACAGGACAUUGGAGAAUAAAGACGGAACUCUCAGACGCAGCAGGCAUGAACUUGCUGAAUUUGCACACACGGAAAUACGAUUCGGAAAUUCUGGAACACUUUGAAGUGCCGAAAUCUUUGUUGACGGUGGAAUCGGACGAGGAAAGUAAAGACAGUAAAAGCGAAGACCACGACAUUGCGCCCGGUGAGGCUACCUACCCUGUGUCCAAGUACCUCGCGACCAAAUAUGGUUUUUCAAACCCUGCCUGUAAAGUCCAACCGUGGACCGGGGACAACUGCAGUGCGAUUGUGGGCGCGCAACUUUUCCACGACGACCACGCCAUCGUCAGCCUGGGCACGUCGGAUACGCUUCUGUUUCUCCUUCCGAAAGGCUGCGUAAAUUUGUCGGAAAAGAAGUUUGCGAGGAUUCUCCCCUAUGGCCACAUUUUUCCGCACCCGGUUUUGACCGAUCGGUACUUCUUCAUGCUGUGCUACAGCAACGGGGACGUGUGCCGCAAGGCCGUCCGAGACGCCUGUGCCGGAGUCGUGCGAGAAGAUAAAAAUGGCGUGGUGGAUCUUCUGAACAACGCGGAGUUCCAGUUUUUUCCAGCUGAAAAGGAAAACAAGCUGAGGCGAGAUCAUGACCCAGUAGGCGCAGUGGAUGGCGCACCAACAGAGGCACCAGGGCCACCACGACCUGUUUCGUCGAGCACGACAACCCAAGGCUGCGCAGUGGGCAACGAAGCGUCACCCGUAGAAGAAGACCACCCUCUCAGCGCUGCUCCUGCGGCUCUUGAAGUAGAUGCGAGCAGGAAUCCCCCCGCGGCCGUCGUGACGGAGCACCGCUCCACUUCCAACUCUUCCAGUAAGCGCUCUCGGAGCGGGUUGGUGGAGGUCGUUGCGGUGUCCAGUCCCAGCAUGGGCCACUCCGACGAGUGGGACGAAGCUUUGACCCCCGCGCAGAAGCAGGUUCAGUCCUGGGAAAAAUUCGAUCACUUGGUGGCCAGCACAGGGCCCGGAGGUGGAGCGGCUCCGGCUGCCGCAGAUGCGUCCUCAUCUCCGGAGUCACUGUACGUCGCCGGGUUUCUGCACGUGGACGAAAUUUGCCCACCCGUGAAGACUUUCUCGAGCACGCGUGCUGGUGCAGGUGUGCAGACCACACCAUCUUCGAGGUUUCGACAGCAAGUGCCAGCGGUCUUUGCUCGAAAAUCUUCCGGGAGUGGUGGAACUGACAGCGAUAAAAAUUGGGAGAUCGAGGAAGAGGAAAAUCCCUUCGAUGGGGUCUCCCCCGGUGUUUUUUGCCGCGGUGUGUUGGAGGCGCGGGCCAUUGCGAUGGCAGCGCACGCCAGGGCCUGCAGCGCCACAGCUGCAGCUGGGUCCUCAUCAAGCCCGUCGUCUGCACCAGCAGCUGGUCAUGGCGAAGAGCAGCGCUCACCACUUUUCAAGUGUAUUACGGUCGCAGGCGGGGGCGCGCGAAACGAAAAAUUUCUGCAAAUACUUGCGAACGUUUUCCAGUGCAGGAUAGUUCUGAAUCCAAACGCAGCGAAUCUGUGCGCCAUGGGCUCCGUGUACAGAGGCUGUAUAGCUUUAGAUGGCGGCCAGAGCCUCACACGGUCCGCUACAGGAGCAGCUGCGACCACGUCCACGAGCUGCCAUACGACCAGCAGCGUCGAGCCUGACCCGGCACUGGCGGGUACCUACGCGGAGAUGGUCCGCGGCUAUACACAGCUUGAAACAGAACUUUUACGGCGCUAUUCUCGCAGGGUCUGAGGUUCACACUGUUACUCUGGAAUGCUGGUGGAUUGUUCCUGACUCGUCUGAGUUAUCUGACUAAAAAUUUUUCUUUCAACCCCGGGAAAGCAGCAGGUCAAGUACCCUGCGUUCGUUGCGCGACAUCAAACCAACUGCGUCAAAAUAGCGCCGAAUGCUAUCGGCAGUAUCUGC